UGUUUGUGUGUUUUGAUUGAAUUAGAUCUUCUAUACAAAGAUUACCAGACAGACCACAAGUUCACAAUCACUACCUACUCUCCUACCGGAGUUGCUAUUACUUCAUCUGGAUCAAAGAAAGGGGAUUUCUUUGUAGCAGAUGUCAACACACAGUUGAAGAACAAGAAUAUCACCACUGAUAUUAAAGUGGACACGAAUUCUAAUCUUUUUACAACUAUCACAGUUAAUGAACCUGUUCCUGGUUUGAAGACCAUUUUAAACUUCAGAGUUCCUGAUCAAAGAUCGGGAAAGCUUGAAAUUCAAUAUUUACAUGAUUAUGCUGGUAUAAGCACCAGCGUUGGUUUGACAGCCAAUCACAUUUGCUAUACUCUUGCCAUUUGA
Molecule: messenger RNA, 381 nt
Organism: Ipomoea nil (Japanese morning glory)
Lineage: Eukaryota; Viridiplantae; Streptophyta; Magnoliopsida; Solanales; Convolvulaceae
Product: mitochondrial outer membrane protein porin of 34 kDa-like
Exons: 4
Biological process (GO): monoatomic anion transmembrane transport
Cellular component (GO): mitochondrial outer membrane
Molecular function (GO): voltage-gated monoatomic anion channel activity
Source: RefSeq, a predicted model, not a curated record